AUCAGAGGCGCCAGCAAUUUCUGUUCGCGUUGACGAAGAAAAGAGGGGGAAAGAAAAGUGGAUGUUCCCACUCAAAACCGCUGCAAUCAAAACCGGCGGUGUCCAAGAAAGCCGGUAGUUUUCUCUCUCCUCUUCAAUAUCCGCGCCUCACCUUUUCCUGUAAAUAUCCACUUGGCCUGAGCUGUAUAAAUAGCCAUGAGCGCCAAUGGCAUCUCCAACGAAGAAAUUCGACUGUUGAAUACAGAUCGAAAGCUCUCCUAGUUCUUAGCUAUCUCCCCAUCCCUAUUUUCUCCAUCGUCUCUUUCGUUGGGUGCUGAAGAUUAAAAUGGCUACUGCUGGUCAAGUCAUCCGUUGCAAAGCUGCUGUUUCAUGGGAGGCAGGCAAGCCAUUGGUGAUUGAAGAGGUUGAGGUGGCACCACCCCAAGCCAUGGAGGUCAGGGUGAAGAUCCUCUUCACUGCUCUCUGCCACACCGAUGUCUACUUCUGGGAAGCAAAGGGACAGAAACCUUUGUUUCCUAGAAUCUUUGGCCAUGAAGCUGGAGGGAUCGUUGAGAGUGCUGGUGAAGGUGUAACUGACCUUAAACCUGGCGACCAUGUCCUCCCUGUCUUCACUGGGGAAUGUGGUGAAUGUGUUCACUGCAAGUCUGAAGAGAGUAACAUGUGUGAUCUUCUGAGGAUCAACACUGACAGGGGAGUGAUGCUUGCUGAUGGGCAAUCAAGGUUCUCCAUUAGAGGGCAGCCCAUCUAUCACUUUGUUGGCACCUCCACCUUCAGUGAAUACACAGUUGUGCAUGCAGGUUGCCUUGCCAAGGUCAACCCAGAGGCUCCUCUCGACAAAGUCUGUGUCCUCAGCUGUGGAAUUUCAACAGGUUUUGGUGCCACUGUUAAUGUUGCUAAACCAAAGAAAGGCCAAACAGUGGCUGUUUUUGGCUUGGGUGCUGUUGGCCUUGCAGCCGCCGAGGGUGCAAGGUUCGCUGGUGCUUCAAGGAUCAUUGGAGUUGAUCUGAACCCCAACAGAUUUGAAGAAGCAAAGAAGUUUGGCUGCACAGAGUUCCUAAACCCAAAGGACUAUGACAGACCUAUUCAGGAGGUGAUUGCUGAAAUGACAAAUGGUGGUGUUGAUAGAAGUGUUGAGUGCACUGGGAAUAUCAAUGCCAUGAUUUCUGCCUUUGAAUGUGUUCAUGAUGGAUGGGGGGUAGCUGUUCUGGUUGGUGUCCCCCACCAAGAAGCAGUAUUCAAGACACACCCCAUCAACUUCUUGAAUGAGAAAACUCUAAAGGGAACUUUCUAUGGUAACUAUAAAACACGUACUGACAUCCCCGGGGUCGUUGAAUUAUACAUGAAGAAGGAGCUUGAGUUGGAGAAGUUCAUCACACACCAUAUUCCAUUUUCUGAAAUCAACAAGGCCUUUGAUCUGAUGCUUAGUGGCCAAGGUAUUCGCUGUGUAAUGACGAUGGAUCAUUAGUCAAGGAAGCAGAUGUUGCAGAACUGAAGAAGAAAGAGAAUCUGGGAAUGCAUCCAUGUUGCUUCGGUGCAGCUCUUGGGGGCACUUGCCGAGUCGACGUUUCUCAUUUUAGUUCUUUUGUAUUGGUCUGUCAGGUCUAGAUGCGGUCCUAUGUUCAUGAUUAGUUUAAAAAGUAAUUUCUGUAACGUUCGUUUUCUUCGUAACAAUAAGCAUUCCUUAAAUUUUCA
This is a messenger RNA of Nymphaea colorata (pocket water lily), 1692 nucleotides long. RefSeq names its product alcohol dehydrogenase 1-like. Gene Ontology annotation, biological process: formaldehyde catabolic process. Gene Ontology annotation, molecular function: zinc ion binding; S-(hydroxymethyl)glutathione dehydrogenase [NAD(P)+] activity. NCBI's taxonomy places the organism in Eukaryota, Viridiplantae, Streptophyta, Magnoliopsida, Nymphaeales, Nymphaeaceae. The transcript is spliced from 10 exons. Bases 326 to 1465 code for a protein of 379 amino acids. The record is from RefSeq and is a predicted model, not a curated record. Gene Ontology annotation, cellular component: cytosol.